AUGUCCAAGACCAAGGCUAUCAAGGCUGAGAAGCCCGUCGACAAGACUUUGUCCAAGGUCAAGGAUGCUGGUGUGACCAAGUCGUCCCAGUCUCCUAAGUCCAAGAGCAAGCAGAUUGCCAAGGACCUUGCUUCAAAGGAGAAGAAGCCCAAGAGCAAGAAGAAGGCGCCUACUCCCAGCAGCUCCGAGUCCGAGUCUGACAGUGAGGAGUCUGACUCUUCCAGCUCCAGCUCCAGCGAGAGCGAGGAAGAGAAGAAGCCCGCUAAGGAUGUGAAGAAGGGCGGCAAGGCCGAGAAGAAGGCCGAGUCCUCUUCCGAGUCUGACUCUGACUCUGACAGCGAUGAGGAAAUGGGCGACGCCUCCAGCGACAGCGACAGCUCCAGCGAGAGCGAGGAUGAGAAGCCUGCCAAGAAGGAGGAGAAGAAGGACAACAAGAAGGCUGAAACCAAGCCUGCCGAGUCUUCCUCUGAGUCCGACUCUUCUGAGUCCGACUCUGAGUCCGACUCCGACUCCGAAUCUGAGGAGAAGGAGGCUCCUAAGAAGGAGACCAAGGAGUCCAGCGACAGCGACUCUGACUCUGACUCUGACUCCGACUCCGACUCCGAGUCUGAGGACAAGGCUCCCACCAAGGCUAAGGCCGAGAAGAAGGAGUCUUCUGACGACUCUGAUGACUCGGACGACUCGGACGACGAGUCCGGCUCUGACAGCUCUGACUCUGACUCUGACGAGGAGGAGAAGCCCAAGGACUCCAAGAAGCGCAAGGCUGACGAGGAGUCCGCCCCUACCCAGAAGAAGUCGAAGACUGAGGAGCCAGCUGAGGGUGCCUCGCCCAACCUCUUCGUUGGCAACCUGUCGUGGAACGUCGACGAGGAGUGGUUGGCUUCCGAAUUCCAAGAGUUUGGUGAGCUGGCCGGUGUGCGUAUCGUGACCGAGCGUGAGACUGGUCGCUCUCGUGGAUUCGGAUAUGUCGAGUACACCAACGCCGUCGACUCCGCCAAGGCCUACGCGGCCAAGAAGGACACCGAGCUCGAUGGUCGUAAGAUCAACCUCGACUACGCUACUGGUCGUCCCGCCAACAAGGACCAGGGCAAUGGUGGCGAGCGCGCCCAGGCCCGCGCUCGCUCUUUCGGUGACCAGACCAGCCCCGAAAGUGAGACCUUGUUCGUUGGCAACCUGCCCUUCAGCGCCAACGAGGACUCUGUCCACGAGCUGUUCGGACCCUGCGGUAACGUUAUGGGCAUCCGUCUCCCUACUGACCCUGAGUCAGGCCGUCCCAAGGGUUUCGGUUACGUGCAGUUCUCAUCGGUUGACGAGGCUCGCCAGGCCUUCACCGACCUCAACGGUGCCGACCUGGACGGCCGUCCCAUCCGUCUGGACUACAGCUCGCCCCGUCCAAACAACGGCGGCGGCGGUGCUCGCGGCGGCCGUGGGGGUGGCCGUGGGGGUGGCCGUGGAGGCCGUGGCGGCGGUCGUGGAGGAUUUGACGCUGGUAGCAGGAACCGUGGCGGUAUUACUGAGUUCACAGGCAAGAAGAUGACCUUCUAA
Aspergillus chevalieri is the source of this 1545-nucleotide messenger RNA. RefSeq names its product putative nucleolin protein Nsr1. Lineage: Eukaryota; Fungi; Ascomycota; Eurotiomycetes; Eurotiales; Aspergillaceae. Gene Ontology annotation, cellular component: spliceosomal complex. Gene Ontology annotation, biological process: positive regulation of mRNA splicing, via spliceosome. Bases 1 to 1545 code for a protein of 514 amino acids. The record is from RefSeq and is a predicted model, not a curated record. The transcript has 3 exons. Gene Ontology annotation, molecular function: RNA binding.